Molecule: messenger RNA, 1554 nt
Organism: Trichoderma virens Gv29-8
Lineage: Eukaryota; Fungi; Ascomycota; Sordariomycetes; Hypocreales; Hypocreaceae
Exons: 1
Coding region: 1-1554 (517 amino acids)
Biological process (GO): proteolysis
Molecular function (GO): zinc ion binding; metallocarboxypeptidase activity
Source: RefSeq, a predicted model, not a curated record
AUGCCCUCAUCCUCGCCCUCACACUCACAGAGCAGUCGCAACGACCUGUUUCCUUUCCUCACCAAGCUCCGCGAUGGCGCCAUUGAGCUCUUCUUCGGCCGCCAUCCUUCCAAGGCCGCCCCGGCGGCGCCCAGAUACUCGCACUCGCGAUACGCCAGUGAGCUGGUCUUGCGAUUCAACGUCACCACUGCCGCCGACGAGGCCGCGCUCGCGGAGGCUGCCGCCCAGCUCUUCCUCGAUGUGUGGGCUUUCACGACUGACUUCGUCGACAUCCGGCUUCAUGCAAAGGAAGUACAACCGCUGCUCAGCCUACUACCUCCGUCCCUUCGGGCAUCUCAAUCAACCUUGAUAGCGGAUCUGGCCACUGCAGUUUACCAGCAAAUGCCGUCAGCCAAGGGCAACUCCUUGACUUCAGAUAGAAUGAGCUGGGCGCUGUCGGAACCGCUGAGAUCUGUUGAUAACCUCUUCUUCCAAGACUACCAGCCUCUGCCCGUCAUCAUCCGCUGGAUGCGUCUGCUGGAGGCCAUGUUCCCAUCAUAUGUCAAAUACAUUACGAUAGGAAAGUCGUUUGAGGGGCGAGAGAUUCCCGCCCUCCGAGUCGGAGUACCAGAACUCGCCGACCCCAGCAAGCCUCGAAAGAUGAUUGUCGUCACCGGCGGUCUCCACGCUCGCGAGUGGAUUUCAACCAGUACCGUCAACUACGUGGCGUGGUCAAUGAUCACAUCGUUUGGAAAAGAGCCAAUGAUUACCAAAUUCCUGAGCCAUUUCGAUGUAGUCUUCAUUCCGGCAGUCAACCCUGAUGGAGUGGAAUACAGCUGGGAGGUUGACCGUCUGUGGCGCAAGAACCGACAGCAAACAAACCUGCGCUUCUGCCGCGGCAUGGACCUGGACCAUGCCUUUGGUUUCGGUUGGAACCAUGCAGAGACCCAAAGCGACCCGUGCUCAGAGAGCUAUGGCGGAGAUAAACCCUUCCAGGCCACCGAGGCCAAUGUGCUUGCCCAGUGGGCCAAAAACGAGACACAGCACAAUGUCAAGUUCGUCGGACUGCUGGACCUCCACUCUUAUUCGCAACAGGUCCUCUUUCCCUACUCCUACACGUGCUCCACUGAGCCGCCCAAUCUCGAAAACUUGGAGGAGCUAGCCAUGGGAAUUGCCAAGGCGAUUCGCUUGUCUAACGGAGAGUCAUACUCGGUCACCUCUGCCUGCGAGGGCGCUGUGGCUUCCAAAGACUCCGGCGACCGCCAUCCCGUCUGGCCUCGCAUCGAAUCAGGCGGCGGGUCCGCGAUCGAUUGGUUCUACCACGAGCUGGGCGCUCACUUUAGCUAUCAAAUCAAGCUUCGAGACACGGGGAGCUACGGCUUCCUCCUGCCGAAAGAAUACAUUAUUCCGACAGGUGAGGAAGUGUUUGACGCGAUGAAGUAUUUUGGGGAUUAUCUCCUGGGAAACAACGGCAUUGAGAAGACGGUGGGCAACAUGGAGGAAAUUGUGAAUCUGGAAUUCGACGAGACCCAAGAAACAUUUGCAGAGCUGCGACGACGCAGAUUGCGAAGAUAG